AUGGGUAUCAAAUUCGUAGAUGAGACGAAAAUUACAUUAAACCCUCGAGAAGAGUCUGGAGAGAACGUUUUGGCUGAGGUAAAUAAAAAGUUAGCGGUGAUUUAUAACCUGGAGAAAAAAAUAGAAGAACUUACCAACAGCGUUGAAUUCUAUGCUGACAUGUAUCAGACAUUACUUGAUUUCAAAGAAGAGUCACAGAAAAAAAUGAAGACUUUAGAACAAAAAAAUGUUUAUUUGGAGAAGUGUAACAAGGCAUUAGAAGAACGGGUACAAGAGUUGGAAAUGAAAGAUAAAGAGAAAAACAUUGAAAUUCACGGAUUAGAGAAGCACGAGAACGAAAAUACCAAAUUAGUAGUCCAAAAAAUGGCACAGAAACUGAAUCUGGACCCAAAUGAUAUUGAAGAGGCACAGAGGGAAUUAGAGAAUCUACUGCAAUCCGUGCCAGCAUCUGACAGUGUUAUAGUAAUUGGCGACACCAAUAUAAACAUAUUGAACGACACGAUUAAUCCGACUGUAUCAAGGUACAAAAACGCCCUGUGUGAAUGCGGCCUGCUGUGUGUAAUACCGAGCGAAGAAGCAACGCGCGAGGCGAUCGCGGACGGCCGGCUUGAGGCAUCGUGUUUGGAUCAUAUCUGGGUGCGAGCGGGACGGAGCGGGCGCGACGCGUGCGCGUAUGUCCUUGAGUCACGAAUCGCCGAUCAUCAUGGAAUCGGAAUAAUGUUGAAUUUAAGUGUGAUUGGAAGCGAAAAUCAAUGUGUGAAUGACAAUAUUAAUAAUAAUAAUAGUAUGCGCGAAGUGUUAAAGGACAAAAUUGUUAAACAAAAGCUGGAUGAAUAUGACUGGGCCCAGUUAAAUACAAUAACGUGUCCGUCAGACAGACAGUACAUAUGUGUCUUCUACGAACAUCUACAAAACGUCUACGUGCUGCUACGAAAACCUCUAUUGUCAAUGUCUACCAUUUUCAAGUUAAAGAUAGAUAUGAAAGAUAUGGUGCCCUAG
Molecule: messenger RNA, 999 nt
Organism: Arctia plantaginis
Lineage: Eukaryota; Metazoa; Arthropoda; Insecta; Lepidoptera; Erebidae
Source: the annotation of a GenBank genome assembly